AUGACCAACACACCACAACAAGCUGUCUCACCAAGACGUGGCAGCGCCACCAGCAGCAACGCCUUAUCAAACGAAACGUGCGAAGCAUGCGUCAAUGACAGACCGUACGUCGACCGCAUCCGAUCCGUCUCGCACGUGUUCUUAGCCCUCCGCCUCAUGUUCACCGACCCACAAAGACGAAAAGACCUCUUCACGAAUUGGGUCCACGUGCCGGUCGGUAUCACUUCGCUGCUCUUCCUCACCUGGCUGAUAAAGCAGGCUAUGGAUCGAGCGCCAUUUAGAUUCCCUAGUCCGGUGCUUGCUAUGGUUUUCCUGUUUGCGCUGCUCCUUGCGCUCGACUACCUUUCCUCUACAAGAGUCGUCAAGGGAUGGGCUGAUCGAAGGCGGUCCUCGCCUGACACCAGCGAGGCGGAGAAGGAGGACGAUGACGUGCCACAACGCAAGAUACUGCUCCAACCUAUGUUGACCUUACUAGAAGCCCCUUGUGACUUCUGUCUACGGUACAUGUCGGUCAUGUUCACGCCGAGUUUCAUCUUGAUCCCUGCGAGGGAGAUCAUCAACGGAAAAGAGAUCGGAUUGAUCACAGGCUAUUUCGCCGCGACUCAGCUUUUGGGUCUCAUCUUCCCUGUGCUGCUUCACAAGGCGAUCCGUUACGCAGUGGACUCCACAAAGCACAAGCUUCAGCAGAGGAAGGACAGGAAGGAGAACAAAAUCAAACGAGCCGACGAACAACGACGGGCCAGUGUAGCCACCCUCGUGGCAGUCAUGUCCAACAUCACCCCUGCUCCGGCUGCACCAGGUCUCAUCGCCAAGGCUGACACCGAAAGCACAUUGGGCUCAUCUUCUAGCUCCAAGCAAAAGAACACCGUUAGACUUCACGGAGGACAAAAGCUAGGAAGUAUCGCCACCGGUCUUUCCGGGAUGACUGCUAUCGCCACCGCACCUUUGACGCUCAACACUGCCCGUGCGCUCACUCAAAAACCUGCUUCUGUUCAACGCAACGCCUCCCAGCGUCAAGACGCACGACGUCAGCUGGAACACGUUCAGCUUGAGACCGCUCGUCAGCAGGGUGAUCCCUACGCCACCGCACACACUCCCCUCCGUGAACAUCACCAUCACUACCCGCUCAACCCUUCGGCGCCUAAUUCGCCGAGGCCAGGUUCGGCACUCCAGCACAACCAUCGACUGCACCAUCACAAUUCGGGGUACUUCGCACGCGGUCGACCUCAGGAUGCAUCGGAGAGGCCAGAGUUGGGACGAAGCAGAUCGUUGGCUCGUUCGUGGAUCGGAAAGUCAGCUGCUGGCAGCGCGAGAGGUAGAGAUGCUGUUUCCAUGUCUCCUUCGAGAGCACAACGUCCUCGUUCCGGCAACGACAGAGCGCCGUCCAAGGGGAGAUUCGGUGCCGCUGUCGUGGGCACGGGUAGCGGUCUGAAGCAUCUCGCUGCUUCGUCGAGGAGACCGCAGAGCGCUUCUGCAGCGGCGCAGCAACCUGGUCGAUUCGAGAGGACUAUGGAGGAGGACACGGUCUCGUCGACGUUCGACGAGUACAUCUUCCAGGCCAGACAAGAUCUGAUCGAGAGACGUGCCAGUGCAGUUGCGGAGCACGAGGCGGAAACUUCGUUAGCAAAGCGAGUGCAGCUUGUGGAAGACAGCGAAGGCGUAGACCCCCGUGAUCCGGGCAGGAGGUCGGUCGAGGCAUCGGGAGACGAGAUCGAGACGCUCGUCAUGCCGACACUCGUUGCGCCUACGCCGAACCGACUCAGUCGUGACGAGAAGACCGGCGCUAGCGAUGCUCCCUAUUCGAUUCCAAUUUCAAAAGCUGGAGAGGUGAUUCCGAGACCUAGCAAGGCAGGUAGCGACAACACUGUCAGUUACGACAUCGAAGCACAGCGCACAGAUGUUACCUCUGAAAAGAAGAUCGACAGCACCUCGCAACAGGUCGUCACCACGUCGAGCGCUUCCGAGGAAGAUGAUGUCGCCACCGAGCCCGAGAUGGACGCGAUCGACCGCCUCAUCGAGCGACUCUGGACCUCGAUCCCCUGGUUCGUCUUCAGCGUCGUCCUCGUCGCGGGCAUCCCGCUCUUCUACCUCAUCGACAUCUCGCUCCCUCUCUUCCUCGGCGUCAACCUCAUCACGUUCCUCGCCUCCAUCACCCUCGUACCCCCACCCAUCCGUCGAUACCUCCACCCUAUCCUCACCACCUCCAUCGCCACCGUUCUCAUCCUCUGGGCGAUCGGUGAGAUCCGAGGGUGGUCUCUGCGUCGGACACUCAACUCGUACUCUGUCGAUGCCAAGUACACCGUACUCUGGGCUCUGUCUGGCUACACUGGUCCUGUGAUCGGCGCAGGCGAUGUGCUUUUUUCCACGCUCGAUGCGGGAAUCGUCUCGCUCGCCAUCCCCAUGUAUCGCUAUCGAUGGGAUCUCUGGCUUCACCUCACGGACAUGCUCAUCGUGCUGCUCCCGUGCUCGAUGCUCUCGCUCUUCGUCUGGCCGACCAUCGCAGCGGUCAUCGGUAUCGCUCCCGAACGCGCCCUCGCCUUCGCCUCGCGCUUCAUGUCCACCCCGCUCGCCAUCGAACUCUCCCUCACCAUCGGCGCGGACGAAUCCAUCACCGUCGUCCUCGUCGUCAUCACGGGCAUCCUCAUCAGCAUCUUCAAAGACCCCUUCUUCCGCCUCUUCCGCCUCCAACCCGACCAGGACGGCGAUCACCCGGAUCAGAAGGAUUACCUCACCAUCGGUAUCGCCAUGGGCAGCACGGCAGGCGCUAUCGGCGCAAGCAGCCUCAUCUCCCGACCUAGGUGCAUGGCUAUCGCGAGUCUGUCGUUCGUGCUCUUCGGUGCGAUCCUGUUGAUCGCGGCGGCAAUUCCGCAGGUGGUGGAUGUGGUGAGGAUGUUGGCAAAGGCUCCGGCGGAGUUCACCCCUGCUAUGUAG
Molecule: messenger RNA, 2931 nt
Organism: Pseudozyma hubeiensis SY62
Lineage: Eukaryota; Fungi; Basidiomycota; Ustilaginomycetes; Ustilaginales; Ustilaginaceae
Exons: 1
Coding region: 1-2931 (976 amino acids)
Source: RefSeq, a predicted model, not a curated record